Molecule: messenger RNA, 1084 nt
Organism: Fusarium redolens
Lineage: Eukaryota; Fungi; Ascomycota; Sordariomycetes; Hypocreales; Nectriaceae
Product: tryptophan synthase beta subunit-like PLP-dependent enzyme
Exons: 1
Coding region: 1-1035 (344 amino acids)
Molecular function (GO): D-cysteine desulfhydrase activity
Source: RefSeq, a predicted model, not a curated record
AUGGUCGUCCUCCCAGAGCCGUUCGCCUCCUUCGAGCGCACCCCUCUCCUCUUCAACCAUCCAUCUCCCCUCCACCCUCUGCCCAAUCUAACGCGUCACAUCAACUCAACCACUUCCACCAAAGCCCAGAUCUGGGCCAAGCGCGAGGACUGUUCUUCAGGUCUCGGUCUGGGUGGCAAUAAGAUCCGUAAGCUGGAGUAUGUCAUUCCAUCGGCUCUAGCUCAAGGCUGCGACACUCUUAUCUCCACUGGCGGUACACAGAGCAACCACAUGCGUCAAGUGGCUGCUGUAGGAAGCCAUCUUGGGUUCAAGACCGUCCUCGUGCCGCAGGUCCAUGGGGAUGCUAGCCUUGAGGCUUAUCGUCAGGCUGGGAAUGUGCAAGUCAAUGGCAUACUGGGCGCUGACUACGAGAGGCCCAAUACUUCGUUGGAGGAUGUUGCAGCAGAUGUUGAGAAACAAGGUGGACGUCCGUAUAUCAUCGCAUCGGGUGCAUCAGCCCACGUGCACGGAGGACUCGGUUUCGCUCGCUGGGCAUUCGAGGUUGUUGAACAGGAAACGGCUCAUGGCAUAUUCUUCGACACCAUCGUUGUCCCAGUGGCUUCCGGGGGUACGAUUGGCGGUAUGAUCGCCGGCUUCAAGUUUACCGACCGUUCUACAGACGGUCAGUCUCGUUCCAUAAUCGGCAUCGACACGUACAACAAGCCUCCAGGUGUUCUCGAAGCCACAAUCCUCCAGAUCACCAAAAGAACAGCGAAUCUCAUCGGACUAGGCGAAGAUGCAGUCCAGCCUCAUGACGUGAUCCUCGAUACGAGGUUCAAUACCGGUACGCACACGGCUUGGGACGAUAAUACAGCCAGAGGUGUAAAGUUACUUGGGAAGCUUGAAGGUAUUGUCACGGAUCCGAUUUACUCGGGUAGAACUGCGGGUGCUAUUCUGCACAAAGCCGAGAAUGGAGAGUUGGAUGGGAGUCGUUAUGUGUUGUUUGUGCAUACGGGGGGACAGGCAGCGCUGAGUGCGUUUCCCGACAUGAGAUGAGAUGCGGGGGACUCGGGUUACCCUGAGAGAUGCUGUGCUACAGUGCCAG